Molecule: messenger RNA, 764 nt
Organism: Cuscuta europaea
Lineage: Eukaryota; Viridiplantae; Streptophyta; Magnoliopsida; Solanales; Convolvulaceae
Source: the annotation of a GenBank genome assembly
AUGCACAGUCCAUUAGGGACUAAUGAAUAAGAGUACGUAAAAUAUUUGUAACAAUUAAGUUAGCCAAGGAAAAGAAAAGGGUAAAGUGCGAAUUACAUUGAGAUGGUGAGGUCGAAAAGUGCAUUGUCAGUGAGGGUGUUGAUGGUGGCGUUACUAGCAGUAUCAACAACAAGGUGGUGGUGGAGACAGACGAUGGGGGAUGAGCAGCCGCAACAAGAGGAGUGUGCCACCGUGAAGGCACUCAUCUCAGCUUGCUCAAGCUUCGUGAUGUACGGAUUGCCAGACCCCAUCCCAGGUUCCCCUUGCUGUGUUGCCAUGCUCAGCCUGAGCAACCUGGCUGACUCCACCGACAACCGCCAGAACGUCUGCCGGUGCAUGAUGGAUCUCAUCACCACCUACAACCCUAAUGCCACUUCCAUUGCUACUUUGCCAGGCUUCUGCGGUGUCUCUCUUGGCUUCAUCAUUGAUCCUAACACUGAUUGUGAAUAUAUUGGAUGAAAGUACUGAGCAGUACGUAAUCUUUUCAGAUCGUUCAAGUGAAGACUACAACUUUCAAGAUGCGGCUAGCACUUGUCUGUACCCAGAAUUAAUUAAUUAAACAUUUCAUCCUGAUCCUGCAUACACCAAACAAGAACACAAGUGUACAAGUACAUACCAAAUAGAUGAUCAUCGUAUAUAUGUAUUGUAUUCUGAACUUUAAUUUUUGAAUGUAUGCAAUUGAAUGCUUACUUCUUAAGAGAGUCAAUUCAAACAGCUUGAUUACA